Molecule: messenger RNA, 1128 nt
Organism: Colletotrichum abscissum
Lineage: Eukaryota; Fungi; Ascomycota; Sordariomycetes; Glomerellales; Glomerellaceae
Exons: 4
Coding region: 1-1128 (375 amino acids)
Source: RefSeq, a predicted model, not a curated record
AUGGAGAAGCCUGUUGAAGAUGGCGAUGACGAAGAGGGAGAGGACAAGGGAGGAUAUAAGGAGGGCGAGGACGAACAUGGCCAUGAUCACGGGGACGGUGGCGACGACGUAAGCCGCAAAGAUGAGAGCCGCAAAGACGAGAGCCGCAAAGACGAGAAUCGCAAAGACGAAAGCAGCGGCGAUUAUAACGAUGACUACGAAAGCGAUAAUCACUCGGACAAGUUUGCGGAUGCGACGUCGGAGGCGAACGGGACUACCGAAACCCUGGGGGCUGAGGAGAAGACGCUGUUACGAGCUUGGCGAACCUGCAACGAGCUGAAGCGUGGAGACCGUCAGGCCCAUUUAGUCACGGAUUACGACAACGACUUGGAGUUCAGCAUCAAGCUCUGCGAUAUAUUCUAUACGAAGGUCUUGACGUACAGGAGCCCACCGCAGUGCUCUUUCAUGGGCCUUCGGUUGACUGACGAGUUCUUGGUGAACGCCGAGGUAGUCAGCAGUCAAAUACAGACAGGCUUCGUUGACGGAUUCUUCAGGCGGGAUUAUAUUGCGACAACAAGCGUGGCAAUGGCUACCCCAAGACUCUCUCGAUCAGGCCGGCCGCCGCCGAUUCCUAUCCUACCCGAAUACUCUCGCACUGUUGGAGCGAGCUAUACUGAGGCAUAUGUGGCGACGAUCAAAGGGAAAAGCGGAAUCAUCACCAUACGAGAGCUGCAACUGGGCGCAACUCGGGCGUCGCUGGACGUCCACAAAACCAAGUGCUCCAGGCAGUCUCAAGACUCUCAGCCCAAACUUGGUCUCGUACACCUUAUGCGACUCGAGACGGGAGGUCUCCUCGACCAUGUCACCAGCGUCUUCACGAUCGGAAUCGACGAAGAUGCGGUUGGUGACGACGUUGUAGUUGACGACGUAGUUGUUGCUCUCUCCCCUUCACUCGUCCCCGAAGCUGUGGAAGAUGACGGUGACCUGGUUGAUGAUGGGAUAUUCAGCUGCAGGUAUCAGACAUCAGACGUCAGACAUCAGCUAAAUCGCUUGAAAGCCCGCGAGCCGCCUUCCUAUCGAAAAAACCCCUUCCCAGCCAUGGUGUCGAGCAUGGACCAUGAAAGCAGCUUCUGGUUUUCCGAUUGUUGA